Messenger RNA from Pogona vitticeps (central bearded dragon), 2097 nucleotides. Lineage: Eukaryota; Metazoa; Chordata; Lepidosauria; Squamata; Agamidae. The record is from RefSeq and is a predicted model, not a curated record.
GGGGCCGGCGGGGCAACCGCGGCCACCUCGGCCCUGAACCGGGAGAAGCGGCUGGUGUGCGUCGAGUACCCCGGCGUGGUCCGGGACGUGGACAAGAUGCUGCGGACGCUGGGGGGCGAAGAAGGGGUCUCUCGGAUCUACACGGACCCGAACAGAAGGCUCGAGGUCUACUUCCGCCCCAAAGACCCUUAUUGUCACCCUCUGUGUGCCAACCGCUUCCCCACGUCUUCCAUGCUGCUCAAGGUGAAGAAGAAAACCCGUCGGAAACAGACAGAGGCAGGCGGCUUUGAGGAAGAAGUGAAAUUCGAAGUGGAGGUCCUCGGCAUUGUGGCGACGGUUUAUAAGUUUCAAGGGAUGUCUGAUUUCCAGUAUUUGGCUGUUCAUUCUGGCCCCGAUGGGAAGCAGACCUCCAUGUAUGACAAAGUUCUUAUGCUUAAGCCAGAAAAAGAGGAAUUUUUCAUGAACGAUUUGCCACUUUAUAUCCCUCCACCUAUCUUCUCACGCCUUGACACACCUGUGGAUUAUUACUAUCGGCCAGAAACACAACACAGGGAAGGGUAUCAUAACCCUCCUCUGUCUAGCGAAAACUUGAUUGGACUGAGCAGAGCCCGGCGGCCCCACAACGCCAUCUUUGUCAACUUUGAAGACGAAGAGAUCCCCACGCGGCCCCUGGAGGCCGCCGAGCAGACCUGGAUGAGAGUUUGCAGCAACCCGGUGGAUCAGAAAGCGGAAGAAGAACUGAGAAAACUGUUUGAGGUCCGUCCGGUCUGGUCGCGCAAUGCCGUGAAAGCCAACAUCAGCAUACAUCCGGACAAACUGAAGUUUCUUCUGCCCUACUUGGCUUAUUACAUGCUUACCGGUCCUUGGAGAAGCCUGUGGGUUCGCUUUGGUUAUGACCCGAGAAAAUACCCAGAAGCGAAGAUCUACCAAGUGUUGGAUUUCAGAAUUCGCUGUGGAAUGAAAUACGGUUAUGCCCCGAGCGACAUGCCGGUUAAGGCCAAGCGCAGCACUUACAACUACAGCCUGCCCAUCACUCUGAAAAAACCAGUAAACCAUGCUGUCGGCCUUCAGGACUUGAAGCAAGGACUGAGCACAUCAGGGUCACCCGGUGCCAGAAAGCUUAGUUUUAACAAGUACAAACUGAAAGAUUCAAUUUACAUCUUCCGAGAGGGAUCCCUGCCUCCUUACCGACAGAUGUUCUACCAGCUGUGUGACUUGAACGUGGAAUGCUUGCAGAAGAUCAUCCACCGCAACGACGGGACGGAGACCGUGUGCACCGAGCGGGACGGCUGGUGUCUCCCCAAGACCAGCGACGACCUCCGGGACACCAUGUCCCUGAUGAUUAAGCAGAUCAUCCGCUCCAAAAGGCCGGCUCUGUUCACCAGUGCUUCGAGGGCAGAAGAAGGCAAGGAGCCGCUGGAAGAACCGUUUGAAUCUGGAGAGGAGGAGGAGGAGGAGGAGGAGGAAGAGGAGGAAUUUAAGCCUUCUGACGGGAGCGAGAACGAAAUGGAAACAGAGAUUCUGGACUACGUGUGACGGUUAACACGACCGUGCGUUGUUGUUUUCUUAAUGGUGUGCGAGAAAAACAAGGGAAGCUGACAGGGUCUUCAGCCCUGAUUUCCAGGCUUAUGGAUCCCUUUCUCGAGUUCUUACGACUCCGUUGUGUGGCUUCAGGAUGCUGACUUUGGUUACUGUGGUGUUUGUGGUACCUUGUGUGUAGCAAAAAGAAAAAGGAUUUAAUUGAUUGUAUCUUGACACGUCUCACAUUUGGUUCUUUUUGGAAGGGGAUUGCGGUCCUCCUCAGCCGUGUUCAACUUUCCAUGAGCCUGAAUCCUUGGGAGAUCCUGCCCUUGUAGUUUUAGGGCUAUGCAUACACAGGUAUGAGGACAUAACAUGGACUCUUAUAGACAUUCCCUACGUGGGAAACCAUGAGCUCCCUCCUCCUUAUAAUAGAACAGAUCUGUUGUAAACAAAGGCAAAGACUUGUAUUCCGAAAAUGUGUUGGGUAACAUUUGAUGAGAAGCUUCUGAUUAAACGAGUGUCAAAAAGAUGCUCCUGCCUCCAUCAUGAUAGUAAAAAUAGAAGAACCACCAAAUA